Linum tenue is the source of this 1153-nucleotide messenger RNA. The record is from the annotation of a GenBank genome assembly. Lineage: Eukaryota; Viridiplantae; Streptophyta; Magnoliopsida; Malpighiales; Linaceae.
CUUCUUUUUACCGCCCGCCAUUGGCGCUUGCACUUAAAGAAAAGAAAAGGGAUUCUCGCAAUGAUUCAAGUUUUGGAAAGGAAAUCACAUCUACUCUCUGCUUUCUGCUGUAUAUGGUUGUUGCUGUUGGCGGGUGGUGGCUGGCUUGCUCCCAUUCCCCAGCUCAUAUACUUAAUACGUACUUCUUCCCUUCUCACAUCUCUCACUUGUUCUUGUUCUUCCUUGUAACAUCAUUUGUACAACCAGAAGAACACAUAUGCUCUGGCUCACCAGGAUCGAAUAAUGAGUACUGCGAGGUUCAUCAAGUGCGUGACAGUUGGGGAUGGAGCUGUGGGGAAGACUUGUAUGCUCAUCUCCUACACCAGCAAUACCUUCCCCACGGAUUAUGUCCCUACGGUGUUCGACAAUUUCAGUGCCAAUGUGGUGGUGGAUGGCAGUACUGUCAAUCUUGGCCUAUGGGACACUGCUGGGCAGGAGGAUUACAACAGGUUGAGGCCACUGAGCUACAGAGGAGCUGAUGUGUUUCUGCUGGCUUUCUCCCUCACCAGCAGAGCUAGCUACGAGAACAUUCACAAGAAGUGGAUUCCUGAGCUGAGGCAUUAUGCCCCAAAUGUGCCCAUUUUGCUAGUGGGAACCAAACUUGAACAAAGUGAAAAUCCUGAUCUGGGUUUGUGUGUUGCAGAUCAGAGAGAAGACGAACAGUACUUCAUUGAUCACCCUGGAGCAGCUCCCAUCACAACAGCACAGGGAGAAGAACUGAAGAAAGUGGUUGGUGCUGUGGCUUACAUCGAGUGCAGCUCCAAAACUCAGCAGAAUGUGAAGACGGUGUUUGAUACCGCGAUAAAGAUAGUUUUGCGACCACAAAAGCCGAAGAGGAAGCCACGCAAGCAAAGGACGUGCAACUUCCUUUAGCCUCCUCAUCACAAACUCUCCAUACAAUAUUCAAAAUUACCAUAAGCUCAACCCUAUAAAUAUAUCCACCUACUCAACUCGUCAUAUAUUAUACAUGAGAUAAAAAAAGGUUAUGUUGUAUAUUCAUCGAUCCUUUUUAAGUCUUGAUUUCGUUUCUUUUUCCGUAUGAGAUGCAUAAAUUGGUAUAUGUACAUUCGGUUCAAAAUUUUGUUUUUCAGUUCAAUGCCUUUAUUUUUCUCAA